AUGAAAGAUGAAAGAGAAGACGAAGAAAACUGCAAUGGUUCUAAAUCCUUUAUCUUUAAGUUUAAGAAAAUGGCAAGAGCCUUUAAAACAGCGCUCUUGUGCUACAGCUUCGAGUCUUCUUCGCAGGAAGGCGCCCCCACGCCCCAAGAGGGAGAGUCUUUGGUGGAAGAGGCAGAGUGCAGGAUCACACAGGACGUGGAAGUAGUACCUAUCACGGAGGAGGCCGAGCCCAGAAAGGGGCUUCCUGUGCCAGCCGGCUAUUCGGAAGAAAGGGCGUGGCAUUCUUUGAAGGAUCUAGACGUACAAGCCAUUAUAGGGCGCAGCACAGUUCCAGACAGGGUCUUGCAGGCGCUAAAAAUAGCUGGAGGCAAAAACAUGCCAAUGCAAAUUAUGCUGGACUAUAGGAAAAGAGAAAUGCUGAAACACGCAUGCUCUUUUCUGAAUGAGGUCAGAGAGAUCAUAGGCAGAGCAGCAUACAAGGGCAACUCCCUAUACACAGGAUGCCUUAUUGUCUUUCAUCUGAAGAAGCGGUAUUAUACAGAUGACGCCCGCAUAAAUGCAUUCCAGGCGCUGUGCAUGAAGGACAAGUCGAACGAGACAGCGGACUCUGCGAAGCGCCUGCAGGAUGCUGCAGCAGAAAGCCAUGUGAAGUCCUUGAUGGAGACAACUUUUCUUAUGAACUGUGCAGCUGUGGCGUGCAAGCCGUUUGGGGAUAUGUACUUGGAGCUGCGUGCGCAAAUAAAAGAGGCAAUUUACAGCUCCGGCAAGCAAGGCAGUAAGACCGCAAAAAAUCUUAUGCUAGUUUGCAUAGUGCUGGCAGAAGUAAGAAGCAUCACCAUGCACAUCCUAAAGAAUCUUAUGGAGGGAGUGUGCAUAUCGCAGAAAGAGAUGGAGGCUAUAAAGAGUGCUUUGCCAAUGUGCGAGGCUGUUGCAGAAGAGGCAGUUGCGAAAGUGGAAGCUGCCAGUGGCCUGCAGAAAGCCACUCCAGAAAGCGCAUCUGCUUCAGCUUCGGGCUCGCUCCUGGCUUUGCCUCAGGCUUUAGCUCCAGCCCCAGGCCCUGCUCCAGCGCCUGCCUUAGAAGAAUCCCUCCCCAUCCCAAAGAGGAAGGCGCUUUUUCUUUCUGCUCCUGCAGAAAGUCCAAAGCGUCGAGAGCCUGAUCCUUCGUCCAUUUCUGCUAAGUCUGAAAAAAAGCAGCCUGUGUCUGCAGCAUCGCCCGUAGUGGCAAAUAUGAGCUUAAUAGAUGAUUUGCGAGAAAGCUAUCUUUUCAAGAAACAGAGGGACAUAUACAUGCAGGCCAGGGAUUUUUCUAAUGUAGAGAACCCGUGCGAGAGUUUCACAAGGCAGUACAAAGUGAAACCGGCGGUCAUGACCAGCAUCAUGACACAGCACAGGCUGACAUUCAACCUGUACGAGCUGGCCAGCAAGCAGAAGCCUAGCGCCAAGCCAUAA
Nematocida major is the source of this 1449-nucleotide messenger RNA. RefSeq lists its product as uncharacterized. The coding region runs from base 1 to 1449 and encodes 482 amino acids. The transcript has a single exon. The record is from RefSeq and is a predicted model, not a curated record. Lineage: Eukaryota; Fungi; Microsporidia.